AUGGAUAACGAUGCCGAAUUCAAUAAUAAAUGCGUUACUUCAGAAUCACAGAAUAUUCUAAUCAUUUUGGAAGAAGACCUAAAAAAGCAUCAUGCUCGAGCUGUUCAAUGUCUCAUUCGAAAACUCGACUGCCGUUUGAUCCCUUUUCUGGCUAUGCUUCAAUUUUGUUCAUACAUCCACCAAAUUAGUAUAGGUUAUGUCAGAAUAUUGAAUUUAAGAAUCGAUCUAAAUAUGACACAAGAAGAAGAAAAUUGGUGCAUUUCAGCAUUUUAUGUUGCCUACUUGUUAUUUGAAAUUCCAUCCAAUAUAAUAUUGCGACGUUUCGGUCCGACAAUAUAUCUAUCAAUCAGUAUGAUUAGUUGGGGAUCAAUCACUGUUGGAACGGCUUUUGUUAACAAUGCUGUAGUAUUUAUUUUUGUUCGGUUUCUUCUCGGUGCGGCUGAAGCCGGAUUCUUUCCCGGAAUGAUUAUUUAUAUAUCUUUAUGGUACCGCAAAAGAGAACAAACAAUGCGUAUUACAAUUUUCUUCUUAGCAGUAACAACAGCAGGUGCCAUUGGUGGAGCUUUGACUUAUUUUAUCAAUAAAAUGGAUGGCAUUUCUGGCCUAACUACCUGGCGGUGGAUAUUAUUAUUAGAAGGUCUUCCAAUUAUUCCUCUCGGACUCAUUACUUUGCUCUUUUUGGCAAAUAUUCCCGAAACUGUACGAUGGUUAACUCCGUGUGAGAAACAAAUACUCACAAGUAUACUGCGCGAAGAUGCUCGCGUAGCUGACGGUGAACCGGAAGCAUACAAUUGGUUAUCGUGGCGUCAAGUUCGUUAUGUUUUUACUGAUUGGAGAGUUUAUCUCUAUACCGUAAUAUCGAUUGGAAAUCUGGGUGUGAUCAGAUGUUGGACUGUAUAUUUUCCUAGUUUCGUUCAAAUGAUAACCUCCUCACCGGAGAACGAACAUUGGUUAUCGGUUCCAUCCUAUGUAGUUGCUACUCUUUGUGUUUUCAUAGUUGGCUUUUCAGCGUCCCGAAAUAACGAGCACGGCUAUCAUUUGACUGCUGCAUUAGCUAUCGGUGCAAUAGGCUUUUUACUGAUGGCAGUCGUGGAAGAGAAGUCAAAAAUUGUCAUGUAUUUCUGUAUGACUGUAGCCUGUUGUGGAACAUUCGCAAGUUUUCCAAUACUUUUAUCGUGGGUGACGAUUAAUGUGGGUGGACAUACGAAAAGAGCUCUGGCCGUGGGCUUUGUGUCCGGUUUCGGUAAAGUAGGCGGAAUACUGGCACCAUGGAUCUAUAACUUUGAAGACAAAUGUGGCGAUAAGAAUAAGUGUCAAUUUCGGCAAGGUCAUAUAAUAUGUGCAACGAUCAUGUUCACUGCAGUGCUGACUACUCUUCUGCUGCGUUUUUUGUUAAACAAAGAAAAUAACCGACGAGCAAAUCUUGGUGAAGCUGAGUGGCAGCGACAAGCAAAAGUAAAAGAACCUUGUGAUAGGCAUCCCGAUGUUCGCUACAUGUUAUGA
Rotaria socialis is the source of this 1503-nucleotide messenger RNA. NCBI's taxonomy places the organism in Eukaryota, Metazoa, Rotifera, Eurotatoria, Philodinida, Philodinidae. The record is from the annotation of a GenBank genome assembly.